Molecule: messenger RNA, 198 nt
Organism: Orbilia oligospora ATCC 24927
Lineage: Eukaryota; Fungi; Ascomycota; Orbiliomycetes; Orbiliales; Orbiliaceae
Exons: 2
Coding region: 1-198 (65 amino acids)
Source: RefSeq, a predicted model, not a curated record
AUGUUCUCGUCGCUGCAACCUCACCGGCCGACUAUCCAAAAGCCUCCUCCUCGAGUACCACAAACAACUACCCGAACCUCAUCUACCGCGCCUGAUAACAACCCAUCGUCUCUUCCAUCUACAACAACCACAACCACGACAGAAACGAAGUCCCCUACGACGGCUUCGCCUACCCAAGACAAAAACCCCAAGCCUUAG